UGGGAUGGCUUCAUGUUCUGUCUCUUCAUUGGUAGCGCCAAGAAACCACUAGGAUCGUACCUCGGACCUGAUCUUGAUGGAGCCGACACGUCAAGUGCACAGACAGGUAGACUAGAUAUUAACACAACGCAUCUCUGCCAGUUCGCAUGGGUCAAAAUACAUUGGAACGCCGUGUGGACAUGACCAGUCGCAUCCACGCACGAUUGACGAUUGAGCUCCGCUCCGCCUCGGCCACACAUGUACGACCAAGAUUGGGUGAAUGCGAUGGCACGGUGAUCUAUACUUCGGCACUUCUCUCAUAUUUGGCUACUUCAGUCUACUCAUCAGUAGAAUGUAACCAGUGGAUGAGAACCAUGAGUGAGACUGACUCGCUCGUAAUCUCAGUGAUGUGCUGGUCAGAGCCAUUGCGAUCCUGUUGCGACAUCACAAUUGUCAAAUUGCUAAAUUUUAUAUUUGCACUGCGUACGACGUCUGAGCAAAGAUGUAUUCCUAUUCCAGACCGUUUGGAUGCUUACUAUAUAGGCGCGAUCAACGUCACUUGUGCUGCUGAUUUUAGUGUUCAUAGCUAUUACAAAAGUGACGAAGAUCAAUUCUGAUAAUUGUGAUAAAUCUGACGAUGUCAAAUCCGACCCCGAAUUGACACCCCUCC
Messenger RNA from Dothidotthia symphoricarpi CBS 119687, 649 nucleotides. RefSeq lists its product as uncharacterized. NCBI's taxonomy places the organism in Eukaryota, Fungi, Ascomycota, Dothideomycetes, Pleosporales, Dothidotthiaceae. The record is from RefSeq and is a predicted model, not a curated record. The transcript has a single exon. The coding region runs from base 147 to 596 and encodes 149 amino acids.